ACACAUCACAUCACACGCUCAUCAGCAACCGAGGCCGCACGCAGACCUCGCGCCUCCAAGCCUAAUGCUUGAAAUUCGCAUCUUAUCCAGAAAUACAAUGGCGUUGGCCUGCCCUUCUGGGGAAAAACUUCGCCGCCAUAGGACCCAUCAUCCAUUCGGUGACCAGCGCUUGGCCCGACCAGACCUCCCCGCGGUGUCAGCACGAACGACACACAUGACACGGCAAGCAGUUCACGGGUGACACGACACAUGACACUGACACUGACGAUCAUGUCAUUCAAGAUGACACGUCACAGGAGACGCCAACUGACGUCAUGUGACGACAGGACACGGACGGAGCCCGACCGUGAGGGAUGCUCUGUGAUGUGUGCGACUCUAACGGAAAGAGAUUUGUCCACCGUUGUCUGUGGAAAGGGUGGUUACCCGCUUCGGUUCCGACCGUUCAGGAUACUGUACUUCAAGCAUGCGAGCGGCUGGUCAGGAAGGUGAGGAAAUUUAUUCCUGAUUUCGGAUUCCCGAGGCGGAACCUUUUUUCUUCCGGGGCGUUUUCUCUCCCGCCGGGUGGCGUCAAUUCUGCCCGGAUUCUUGGCGACCCUUCCGCCGAGUGUGGCUAAGUGUCAGUAGCUGGUGAAUUCUUAUAAUCCGAUAGCUCAGAAGCGACUUUCCCUGACUGGCAACUGUUUAGAGGCAAUCAACCCCGCACUUAGCCUCCUGUCUUCUCAGUCUGCUACACCUCCUGUGGCACUUCACCCUGCCAGCAGGUGCCCUUCUCUCACCUUCCGAAUCUCGGGUCACCCUGCGAACUCAAAGCAAGCUCGCUCCAGAAAUCUUUCUCAACUCUUUUCAUCCCGCCUGAGAGUCCCAGCUACGCUUGCUGUGCAGCUCACCUUUCGAGAAUUCUCAAGUAAACAGCUCUCUCCACCACGUAGAUUCCCCCUGGUGACGCUCAUGGCUGCCGUGGUAGCUGUGCAGCUCCGAGCACGUCAUGGCACGUUGGUUUACCAUGAUGGGUCGCCUGGCGUUCUUGGUAACUCCGGUGGUGGUGGUAUUGCCAAUACCAGUUCUGCUCGCACGAUUAGUUCUAGACGUAUUACCUAUGCCCAUACAUCUGUCAAUCUCGGACGGAUGGGAAUUCCGGCAACCAGCUCCUGGCAGGUGCAUGUUACAAGGCGCCGUUUUAGAACACCGUGGCGGAUGCAGAGUAGUGCUAUGGGGAUAAGGGUUUUGCAGAGUGGUUCUAAUGCUUCUGAUAGUAGCAGGGAGGACGAACCCUGGCCUGUGCAUGUAUUGAGGCGUGUUAUAACGCACCUUAAGCUGCAGCAGAGCAGCGGCAGCACAGAGGAUGGACUCUCGAGAGCAGAGGAGGAUGGGGUCUCCUGGACAGCUAUUGAAUCGACUCAAGAGUCAUCUCGUUAUAGUGCAACGCUGGAGAGUAAAAGUAGCAGGAGAAGCAGUAGUAGCAGGAGUGGAAGGGGGGGUGAAUUCUCGUGGACUGCUAGACGGACGCAUAGGCGGAGAGGGGGAGGGGGAGGGGGAGGGGGAGGGGGAUGGGGAGGGGGUGGGGGAAGAGGAGACUGGAUUGUAGGGCUUGAGGACAACCAGAGGGAUUGGGCACAGAGGGAUGGUGACUAUAUGAAAAGGAUUGAUGGUGACUAUAUGGAGAGGAUUGGAGGUGGGGAGGGUAUAAGGCAGCAGAUGCCGCUCAGGAGAGGUUCUGAGAUAAGGAGAAGAGGGGGCUCGCCACCUUCGGUAUUGUCACACUCGUUGAAGUCUCCACUCGAGAAGGCUAUGGAUUCUGCAUCUGUGUGGGUUGCUGACGUGUCAGCGUCAGUGGCUGAGUCAGUUCCACCCGCAGUGGAUAAGGCCAGGCGUGUGCUCUCCACGCAGGUAGCAGCCCUCCCUGCUCGCCUGUACCAGAUCCUACCUCCCCUCUCCUCCCCUCACUCGCACCGCCUAGCCGUCCUCCUCUCCUCCUCGUUCCUCCUCCUCUUGCUACUCCUCCGCCAUACCGCCACACGCAGCUUCCUUGCUGCAGCUUGCGCUGCGGUGCAAGGUUUCUUUGCACCAGUAGUGCGCGCCGUGAGUCCCGCAGAGGGCUUGCAGCAGCAGGAGGAAAAGGCUGAGCAGAAGGCACAGCAGCAGCAACAGCAGCAGCAGCAGCAGAACCAGCAGCAGCAGCAGAACCAGCAGAGCCAGCAGCAGACUGGCAAGAGUAGGGUUGGCGAAAGUGGUGAUUCUGCUGCGGUCGUUAGUGGUGCUUCAGGGUUUGAUGGUGGUUAUGGUGGUGGUGGAGUGAACACGUCACGGAAUGAUGGGGCUGAGGACGUUCAUGAGACGAUGCUGGCUCUUGAAAUGAGCCAGGUGGAUGCAACAGACCGCUCAGGUGGAAAUUCAGGCGAAUCCUUAAAGGGUUCAUUUGCCAAACAGACGCGGAGGAGCCAAAUGGGUGCAGCAAAUCGCACAAGGAAAUCAGGGGAAGCAGGGGAGGCACAGAAGGCGAUUAGGGGAGCUGGCAGUCAGUAUGGCAACCACACAAAUCGGACAGUAGCAGGACUUGGGAAUGGAAGACUUCAAGGGAGAGACGAUGGAAAUAGCUCGGAUUACAGGCCGGAUCACAGGUCGAAUCAGAGGUCGGAUUACAGGCCGAAUCAGAGGUCGGAUUACAGGUCGGAUCUCGUGCCUGAUUGGUGGCAGGAGGCCUGGGCCGAGCUGGCCUUGCAGGGGACACAGGGUUUGGCCACAGGUUCGGAAACAAGCUCGGGAAGUGGCCGAGGCGGACAGGCUGGUUUGGGAGGCCAUUCGAUAAAAGACACGCAAUUGGCUGUGAUGGGAGCAUUGGAGCAGUUCAACUCGCAGGGCCACAUCCCACCAGAGGCUCUUACCCAGAUCUGGGCGGCAUGGCGAGCAUCUGGUGACACGUGGCAAACUCAAAGGGACUCUGUGCGCAUGAUAGUGUUCAACGCUGCCGUCCAGCUGGCUCUGGAUGCAUGCAUGGGAGGGGUGGCCAGUAGAGUGACAGCUGAGCUCGUUGCGUGCAAUGAGCUGAUAGAAGCGAGUAUGAGGGGCGAGGCGGAGGUCAAGCUACAGGGAAUCUCCAACCUCCUUUCCGAGUUUACUCCUGCUGCUGUCUCGAGAGAGAGAGAGAGAGAGAGAGAGAGAGAGAGAGAGAGAGAGAGAGAGAGAGAGAGAGAGAGAGAGAGAGAGAGAGAGAGAGAGAGAGUGAGAGAGAGAGAGAGAGAGAGAGACAGACAGAAAAAGAGAGAGAGAGUGUGUGUGAAAGAAAGAGUCCUGAAAUGGCAACCUCGGCCAACCUUCUACGAGAGAUGCUGCCUCGACGAGAACGGGAGGAGCUGGCCAUGGAUGUAUGAGAAGGCAACAGGCGCAAAGCAUGUGGCAAUCGUGAAAAGGGUCCUAGGAUUAUGAUGAGAGGAGCCUCUCAGGAUUGCCAUUUGCAGUUGCCUUCUGCACGAGAUGCUGCCUUGACGAGAGUGGGAGGAGCUGGCAUGGCUGUAUGAGAAGGCAGCUGGUCUCAGACAUGUAGGACUUGUGGAUGUACGAGAAAGCAGCUUGCGGGAAGCACCGUGCACUUGGGAGAAAAGCGCUAGGAGGAUGUGUGUGUGAUGUCUGGGUUAGAACUCGGAGCCGGCCUUGUACUUGUACAAAGAAACGCCGCCUCAAUGGCAGCGGGAAAAGCAGAGACAUGCUUGUAUGAGAACGCCGCUGGUCCCUCCCUCCCAAGCAUGCAGCUCUCGUGAGGAAAGCUACAGCACAGUAUCAGCAGAGGAUGACAAUCGAAGCCCCCUCUACGGGCUCAUUCAACAAGUGCGAAACAAUCGAGUUUUUCUUGCCGAAUGGCCCGCCAACGGGACUCAAGAUUACUCACAAUUUUGAAUUUGGCCACUGAAGCUCGAUCAGAACUAGCUGCUACAAGCAUGGCACUACGAAUGUGAAAUGUAAUUGAGAGAAGCAUAAGGACUUAUCAACA
This is a messenger RNA of Closterium sp. NIES-67, 3985 nucleotides long. The record is from the annotation of a GenBank genome assembly. Lineage: Eukaryota; Viridiplantae; Streptophyta; Zygnematophyceae; Desmidiales; Closteriaceae.